Castor canadensis (American beaver) is the source of this 2332-nucleotide messenger RNA. It is a transcript of the gene Golga7, whose product is annotated as golgin A7. Gene Ontology annotation, biological process: peptidyl-L-cysteine S-palmitoylation; Golgi to plasma membrane protein transport; protein targeting to membrane. Gene Ontology annotation, cellular component: Golgi stack; palmitoyltransferase complex. The record is from RefSeq and is a predicted model, not a curated record. NCBI's taxonomy places the organism in Eukaryota, Metazoa, Chordata, Mammalia, Rodentia, Castoridae.
CUCUUCCUUCCGGAAAGACUCCGCCUUCUGCGCAGAAGGUGGGGCUUUCCCCCAGCGCCUCACCUCAGCGCGCAGACGCAGAAAAGUCGCUUUACGGCCGAAGGAGAAGGCGAGGCAUAGACUUAAGGCCCGAGGCUGAACUGAGGGGCGGGGAAAGAGGCUUUUUGCGGCAGAACUGCGGCGGGUCCUGUCCUCGCCAUGAGGCCGCAGCAGGCGCCAGUGUCCGGGAAAGUAUUCAUUCAACGAGACUACAGCAGUGGCACACGCUGCCAGUUCCAGACCAAGUUCCCCGCGGAGCUGGAGAACAGGAUUGACAGGCAGCAAUUUGAAGAAACCGUUCGAACUCUGAAUAACCUUUAUGCAGAAGCAGAGAAGCUUGGGGGUCAGUCAUACCUUGAAGGCUGUCUGGCUUGUUUAACAGCAUAUACCAUCUUCUUAUGCAUGGAAACUCAUUAUGAGAAGGUUCUAAAGAAAGUCUCCAAAUAUAUUCAAGAACAGAAUGAGAAGAUAUACGCUCCACAAGGCCUCCUCCUGACAGACCCCAUUGAGAGGGGACUUCGAGUUAUUGAAAUUACCAUUUAUGAAGACAGAGGCCUGAGCAGUGGAAGAUAAGCCAUAAAACUAAAGAUCCUGCCUCCAGCUGGGACCCUCAUGUAUCCACAGGCCGAUCACAGAGUGUCCCUACCUCCUCUCAAGAGCAUCAUUCCUUUGUAUCUGCUGCCAGAGCCACGGUGCCAUUUACUCCAAGGACUAACUUUCUAAAAUUCCACACCUGCAGUGACCCCUGGUCACUCCGCAUCCACUUUGUGUCUCCAAAUUAUGUAGGAUGCUGUAAUCUUUUGAUUAGUUUCUGAGAAAACAAAAGGAAGCGUUUCAUUUUUCUUAUUCAAAGUCAUUUAAUAAAAUAUGCAGUUGGUCAGCCCAAAGUUUAUUUCUUACCUGCCACCAGGUAAGAAAUUGCCAUUGGUUCUCUUCAUUCCUUGGGCCAGUUUCCCAGGUAGCUUUAGACUUCAACAGGUCAUAUCUUAGCCAAUGUUCAGUCUUACUCCCCCAUAUUAAUAAAAGGCUUUGCUCCAGGUGAAGCAUGUAUUAUUUCUGUGGUUUUGCCAAUGCAUCUCCCAGAUUUCAAAGAACUACCAGUUUUGCCAUGAUUCAGAUCUUAAGAUUUAUUUCUGCUGUUAAUGUUUCUCAAGCUGAAGUUCACUUAAGAAAAUAACAGUAUAAUGUUAUUUGUCGUCUUAUAGCAGUUAUUACUAAUUUUUAAAACAGUAUUUAAUGUAAUUUCCUGUUCCUUUCUUUGGAGACUUUUAUGUUAGUAUUGCAUUACCUUGAAUGUUGGAAAGAUGUGGUAUGUGUUGCUUGUUCAUUACACAAAUAAGUAAGCACAAUAAAGUGGAUGCUAAACCAUCAAACAUGUAAAUGUCCCUGCUCUGUCCUGAAUGUGUAAUAAACAAGUGUAAUAAAUAUUUUAAUUAUAGUUUUGUUAUAAAUAUAACUUAUGACAAAAAGUUUGAUAGGAAUAAUACUGUAUAUUGCUAAUUUUUAACCCUUCUGACAACCCUUAUGAGUCACAGAUUCCUCAUAUACAGUAUUCAGUGCACACAAAUCUUAGGAUUGGCUCAAGUAAAGUAGCUAAAUGACUUCCAAGUUAAACUCUCAAGUCUGAGUUAGUUUUUCUAGCUCUUCAGUAUGUAUGUCCUUAGUAUUGGAGUUUCUUAGGCCCUUCAUUCUUUUUGGAGUUGAGAGCACUGUAUUUGAAAGAAAGUUAAGAAGUAUGUUAGGAGAGAAUGAAGCAGUUAGAAGUUUAACUUUCAGAGAUAUUGUAGGUGCUAAUACUGGAUUUAAUCUUUCAUAUUUAAUUUCUGAGUCUGGUAGUUGAUAAAUCCCACAGGUCUGUGUAAUAUUUUAAUUGUAUAAAAUUCAUUUGUUACUUUAUAGCCUUAGUGUGUCUGUCUGCCUUUUAAACCCGUUGCAAUAACUUUGCUGAAAUAUUAACACAUUAGUAAAACUUUUCUUAAACAAACUGCCUCUGUGUGAUAUUUGGUGUGGCUUGAUAAAGUAGUAAAUAUAUGGCAUUAAAUUUGGCAGUUAUAACUGCAGUCACCAGUACAGUGUGGAUUAGUAUUAAACAUCUUAUACCAGGUCCCACCUUUCAGUUGUUUACUGCAUGCUUUUAUUUUUAUUUCAUUUGUUUAUUUUGGCAGUACUGGGAUUUGAACUCAAGGCCUCCCACUUUCAAGGCCUCUUGAGCCAUAUCUUCAACCCUUGUUUACAUGUUUGAUCUGAGAGCAGAUACGUUGGCAUAGUGAAAAAUCAACAAAUGUUAAGUGUU